AUAUGGCCGACAGUUGGUUGGGUCCCACAUGGUGGAAGACCUUCCCCUUCCCGUACCCCAGACUACCUUCCCCGUCUUCUCCCACUUCAACCUUUUCCUCCGCUAUGGCUUCAUUUCCUUCUCAGCAUCGCCAAUGUCGUUGUUCCUCGGAUGCUAACCCUACUCACCCGCAACCCGCAUUGCUCGUAUUUUCGGGUGGGACGGCGUUCAAUGGCGUGGCGGAAGAGCUUCAGAACUUCACCACUCGUGUGGCUCAUGUUCUCCCCGUUUCUGAUGAUGGUGGAAGUACGGCUGAAAUUGUCCGUGUCCUUGGUGGUCCUGCUGUUGGGGACAUACGAUCCAGGUGUCUGAGAUUGUCUAAUCGAAGUACGGCGGAGGCUCUUGCAAUUCGCAGAUUGCUUGGUCAUCGUCUAUCACUUGAUCCACAUCACGCUAAAUCAGAAUGGUACUCUAUUGUGGAGGGUGAUCACUCUCUAUGGAAAGGUGUGUCAAAACCCUACAGGGAGACUAUUCGUGCCUUUCUGGCCUAUUUCCAGAAUCAGAUUAUUCGCCGAUCCGAUGAAUCAUUUUGUUUCAGCAAUGGCAGCAUUGGGAAUUUCUUUUUUGCAGGAGCACGCAUAUUUUUUCAGUCCUUGGAUGCUGCAAUAUUUCUGUCACGUGUAUCAGAGAUUCCUUCUGAUAGCCUGGUCUUACCGGUGAUUUCAACCAAUGAUAGGCUUACAUUAGGAUGUGAAUUAUGGGACGGUACCAUUAUACGGGGACAAAAUGAAAUUUCUCAUCCGACCAGUGGAUCCAUGGAGCCUGUUAAAAAGGAAAACUCUUCAACUCCAGGACUUCCUUCAAGAAUAAAGCGGGUGUUCUACAUGUCAAGUGAAGGGAAAAAUUUGCUUCAUGAGGUCUUUCCUGCUGCUAAUCCUGCUGUGCUAGAGCAGUUGAAUAAUGUGGAUUGCAUUGUCUAUGCUAUGGGUUCCCUUUUUACUUCGAUCUGCCCUUCAUUGGUAUUGCUGGGAAUUGGAGAGAUCAUAUCUUCAAGAUCCUGUCUAAAGGUGCUUAUGUUGAAUGGCUCACGUGACCGGGAGACAAGUGAUUUUUCAGCUUCAUGCUUUGUAACUGCCAUUACGGAUGCUCUCAAUCGAACAUAUGGAGAUCCCUGUAAUCGCUUACAGAACCUGCCUGGACAGUAUAUCAAUACCCUCUUGGUUCCAAGAGACGGUGAAAUUCCAGUUGAUAAAAAUGUCUGGCUUCCCAAGGAAUACGUGAGGUG
Messenger RNA from Neltuma alba, 1264 nucleotides. RefSeq lists its product as uncharacterized. Gene Ontology annotation, molecular function: LPPG:FO 2-phospho-L-lactate transferase activity. Lineage: Eukaryota; Viridiplantae; Streptophyta; Magnoliopsida; Fabales; Fabaceae. The record is from RefSeq and is a predicted model, not a curated record.